Aspergillus welwitschiae is the source of this 1768-nucleotide messenger RNA. RefSeq lists its product as uncharacterized. Gene Ontology annotation, biological process: secondary metabolite biosynthetic process. Lineage: Eukaryota; Fungi; Ascomycota; Eurotiomycetes; Eurotiales; Aspergillaceae. The coding region runs from base 230 to 1546 and encodes 438 amino acids. Gene Ontology annotation, molecular function: FAD binding. The transcript is spliced from 2 exons. The record is from RefSeq and is a predicted model, not a curated record.
CGACAUUUCAGUGUCCGAAGGUUGCUGCGCGGCUUACAUGCAUCCGAUGAGAGCAUUUCGCGCCGAUGAAAAAUAGCCGGGCGCCCCCCUGCUCUUUUGCGGUAAGCAUCGGCUCAGGACAUACUACCGCGACACAAUCUAAACGCUACGCACUUUAAUCACCUGUCUUUCGCGCUUGAUUAGCCUGGCAUAAGGUUGCUACGAGAACGCCAUUAUUGGCCAAUACACUAUGGCGCAGCCAGCAGCGAGCAUAUCAGGACAAGCAGGAUCGGAUACCAUGCAUAUUGCUAUCGUCGGAGCAGGCAUAGGAGGACUGGCUCUAGCCAUUGGACUCACUAAUCGGGGCGUCUCUUACACAUUGUAUGAGUCGGCCGCGCAAUUUAGUGCAGUGGGUGCAGGGAUCGGCCUGGGGCCAAAUGCGCUUCAUGCGAUGGAAUUGAUAGACACAAGAUUCCGACAAUUGUACAAUCAAAUAUCUUCCGGAAAUUUGACGCCGAACAAGGAGCACAUAGCGAUGGAAGUGCUGUAUGCCGAAGAAGGAUUCGGCGCCAAACGGGGCUGGCAGCCGGCCCCGUUUGGGGCGGAGUUCUACACCCGAACCAGCGCACAUCGCCGUGAUCUCCUAGAAAUAAUGACCAGCUUAAUUCCGCAAGAGCGUGUACAGUUCAACAAAAGGGUCAAACAUAUCAAUCAGACGGGAGAGAACAGCAAAAUUAUUAUCACAUUUGAAGACGGCAGUAUUGCGGAGGCAGAUGCGGUUAUUGGAUGUGACGGCGUGAAGGGCCCGACGAGGCAAGCCGUCCUAGGGACACUAUACCCAGACAAGGUGCAACCUAUCUUUAGUGGCAAGUAUGUCUACAGAUCGAUCGUUCCAAUGGAAGAUGCCCAGCGGCUUCUCGGGGACCAUGCUGGAGACGCGAAGGCGUUUGUCAGCCAUAAAAAGAAUAUCAUGACGUUUCCAAUUUCACGCGGCACCGAGCUCAAUGUGGUAGCCAUCAAGAUGAUGGAUGGACCUUGGACACAUCCACAAUGGACCAAGGAUGUCACUAAGGAGGAGAUGGUGGCCGAUUUUGCGGAGGUUGAUCAGCACCUUCUCAAAUUAUUGGACUGGGCCAAACCAUUACAAUGGUCUCUAUGGCACCAUCCUGACACACCCACCUAUUACAACGGACGAAUUUGUCUCCUGGGGGACUCGGCCCACGGCACUACGCCUCAUCAAGCUGCCGGCGCUGGACAAUGCCUGGAGGAUUCUCUUAUCAUGUCUCACAUUCUGGGUCUCGCCAAGAAUCGCUCCGAAAUUACCCACGCAUUCCAGGUUUAUGACAGUAUUCGACGGCCACGGGCGCAAGCAGUCGUAACCACGAGUCAAGAGGCGGGGACGCUCUAUACUUUCACGCAUCCGCAGUUGGGCACGGACUUGGCCGAGAUCGUCGCAAAUCUUAAUCAACGCUUUUUGUGGAUCUGGGAUCACGAUUUGAAAGCGGAUAUUGAGCUUGCCCGUCGGUGGUUUAUAGCCCUGGUACAGAUGUCUCAGUCACGAUUAUGACCGAUAAUAACGCUGAAAUCUCCACAUCUAACAUUGAUUGUACCAUUCUUAGUGUCGAAGCUAUCGAAAUGACAUGUGAUCGUUCUAAGGACAAAAACAGGAAAAAGAGACAAAAGAAAAAAAGAAAGAACAAAGAAAAAAAACAAAUGGCGCCUAGGCAUUUCCGUCGUCAAAUUCCCUCAGCAGUCGAACAUCCGAAAGCAUGGCUAGUCGGGAUCGUGC